This is a messenger RNA of Cylicocyclus nassatus, 642 nucleotides long. Lineage: Eukaryota; Metazoa; Nematoda; Chromadorea; Rhabditida; Strongylidae. The record is from the annotation of a GenBank genome assembly.
AUGAAGAUGUAUAUUUAUAUAUGCCUUGCCCAGAAGAAGGACCAUGAUAAGUGGGAACUAUUCCUAGAUGCAGAAGCAGACCAGACCCAGAUAGAGAAUAUGAUAAAAUGCCUACUCCUAUGGGAUAUUGAAAAAGCAUAUAAGGAAGUUCAUGGUAAACUCUUGAAGAUGCCUCCUUUUGGAACAGCAGGUGAAGAUUUAAAGGCAGCUUAUGAAAGAGAAUUGGGGUUAGAAGAGCAGAAAAGAAGAGAAGGUCAAGAAUGCUCAAUUCGUAUUACUUUCCCAACAGAAGAUAAUCUAUGGUUCAUCUGCCCUACAUAUGCUAAGUUUACUAAGUUCUUAAAUGAAGUAGUAAAGAACUAUGUAGUUGGUUUAGAACAAGGCAAAGAUAAUAUGACUGUUUGUAAAGAAGUACUAGAACACCUAAGAAAGAAUGGUGGUGGAUAUAUAAAUAAAGACCAAUUUGAUGAUGACGGACAUUCCGCAUUUGGUCAGAUAAGAGAUUGGGGUAAUUGGGAAAACCCAUCUGAUGCAGCAGAUGAAGAAGAUUAUGAUUGGCAAGUAUUAACUGAUAGUUCUAGCAAGAAACUAGACGAGUUAUUGGAUGAAGUCAGAGCUAAAUAUUCCAACACAAGAGAUUGA